This is a messenger RNA of Rubroshorea leprosula, 2598 nucleotides long. NCBI's taxonomy places the organism in Eukaryota, Viridiplantae, Streptophyta, Magnoliopsida, Malvales, Dipterocarpaceae. The record is from the annotation of a GenBank genome assembly.
AAUUUUAUAAGAAGGAUGGCGAUUAGAAAACACCCUUCUAAUUCGUGAAAAGAUCACCUGAUUUGCUCGAGUAAGAUUGAAUCCCAAAAUGCUGACUCUCACCAUCUUCUUCAUCUCACUCCUCCAUCUUCUCCUCCCCACCACCACCACCACCGCCCCAGCCUACAAUGCCACUGACAUCAUCCUCCUUGACUGCGGCUCACCGUCCAAUACUACGUCAGUGGAUGGCCGAAGCUGGCAUGCCGAUGCGGGAUCUAUAUAUUCCUCCUUCAACGACUCAAACUCAUCAUUUUCUUUAGAUACCUUCCACCAAGACCCUUCGGUUCCCACAGUUCCGUACCUCUCUGCACUCAUCAUUAAAUCUAAAUUCACCUACAGCUUCCAUGUCUCCCCUGGCCCAAAGUUCCUUCGUCUCUACUUCUACCCAGAAAAAUACUCCACUCUUGACAUGACCACUUCCUUUUUCUCCGUCACUGCCAAUAACUACACCCUCUUGAAAAAUUUCAGUGCGCAUACGCAUCUGAUGACCAACGAGGACUUCUUGAUCAAAGAAUUCAUUGUUCCUGUGUGGGACAAUAAGAUUCUUAAUGUAACCUUCAUCCCUGCUCGGAACUCUUACGCUUUCAUUAACGGCAUCGAAAUCGUUUCCAUGCCAAGCGGCCUCUACUUAAGCCGAAAGGAAAUCACACAAGUGACUCUAGUCGUUGGCCAAUUCUUCUUUUUGGAUAAUACCACCACCUCACUGGAGACUCUUUAUCGGCUGAAUGUUGGCGGAAACCGCAUUGAGAAUGUGAAUGAUACAGGAAUGUAUCGAACCUGGAGUCAAGAUGGAGAUUAUCUCAUCGGAUCAAACUGGACUAUUUGGAACAAAUCUAACCGGCUUCAAUUUACAACAAGGACACCGGCGUACACCGCACCUGAGGAAGUUUACACUACCUUGCGUAGGAUGGGCAACAAUUUUUGGUUGAAUUUGAAAUCCAACAUGACCUGGAGGUUCUCCGUUGAUCCGGGGUUCUUCUACCUCAUUAGGCUUCAUUUCUGUGGGCUUCUGGAGAAUAUCACACGCUCGGACCAAUAUGUUUUCGACAUAUUCAUCAACAAUCAAACAGCGGAAAAAAACAUAGACAUGUUUUCUAUGAGCGGCGGCAAUGGAUUUCCAAUGUUCAAAGACUAUAUUGUUUUGGCUGACAACAGGAACCAGGGAAGGGACCUCUGGCUAGCGCUGCACCCUGCUCCAAGCGCAGUAAUUAUGGAUGCCUUUUUGAAUGGUUUGGAGAUUUUCAAACUAAAUCAAUCUGAUGGUAACCUAGCUGGAUCCGAUCCAGACUCGCACCAAAAGUUACUUGAAGGCCCAAAGAGUAAGCCAACGUCAAUAAUUUUGCCAAUCAUUGGAGCUAUUCUCGGUGGUUUUGCUCUGGUUUCUCUCCUCGUGAGCUUUUUCGUUUUUCAAAGACAAAGAAAACUGAAACAUUCGCUCUCUUUCACAUCAAAGUUCUUUACCACAAAAACCUCCUCCUCGUUACCAUCUGAUAUCUGUUGUCACUUCUCAAUCGCCGAGAUCAAAGCAGCCACCCAAGAUUUUGACGAUGCGCUUCUAAUCGGAAGUGGAGGAUUUGGAAACGUUUACAGAGGGAUUAUCAAUGGUGGGACCACCAUUGCUGCAAUCAAACGGUUAAACCCUUCAUCAAGGCAAGGGGCCCACGAGUUCCACACCGAAAUUACCAUGCUUUCAAAGCUUCGACACAUGCAUCUUGUUUCUCUGAUUGGAUACUGUGACGACCACGGUGAGAUGAUCCUAGUGUACGAUUACAUGGCACGUGGCACACUUCGUGAUCAUCUCGACAAAACCAAGAAUCUGCCAUUAUCAUGGAAACAGCGACUAGAGAUCUGUAUUGGAGCGGCGCGUGGGUUGCACUAUCUCCAUAGAGAGGCAAAGGAGGUUAUCAUCCACCGCGAUGUGAAAUCAUCUAAUAUCUUAUUGGACGAAAAUUACGUGGCAAAGGUAUCAGAUUUUGGUUUGUCGAAACUGGGUCCUACAAGCGCGUCCGAGACCCACGUCAGCACAGUGGUGAAGGGUAGUUUCGGGUAUAUAGACCCAGAAUAUUAUCGCCUGCAGCGACUAACAGAGAAAUCUGACGUGUACUCUUUCGGCGUGGUCUUAUUUGAGGUGCUGUGCGGCAAGCCUCCGGUCUUCGAGACGCUUUCGGAGGAGAAAGUGGGCCUGGCCCAAUGGGCCCCUAGUUGUUGUCAAAAUGGAAGCCUUGAUGAAAUCGUGGACCCGUAUCUGGCAGGCCAGAUUGCGCCGAUGGCCUUGCAGAAGUUCAGUGAGGUCGCGGAGAAUUGUGUUCGUGAACGUGGAAAUGAACGUCCGACAAUGAGGGAUAUCGUGUGGGCAUUGGAGUUUACAUUGCAGCUUCAGGAAACCGAAGAAGAAAACACGAAUGAUAGUGAUGCUAUCAUCACCGAUGAGGGUUCAAGUCAAAACACGACCCUUAAGUGAAAUUAGUCAAUUAUAUAAUAACACGUUAUGUUGUAAACUUACAAUACCAUUCAACAUUAUAACCAUAUCACUUUUGUAAACAAAGGUCAAUUUUUAUU